This is a messenger RNA of Entelurus aequoreus (snake pipefish), 3542 nucleotides long. It is a transcript of the gene dsc2l, whose product is annotated as desmocollin 2 like. Gene Ontology annotation, cellular component: cytoplasm; adherens junction; presynaptic active zone membrane. NCBI's taxonomy places the organism in Eukaryota, Metazoa, Chordata, Actinopteri, Syngnathiformes, Syngnathidae. The transcript is spliced from 16 exons. Gene Ontology annotation, molecular function: calcium ion binding; cadherin binding. Gene Ontology annotation, biological process: adherens junction organization; calcium-dependent cell-cell adhesion; brain development. The coding region runs from base 235 to 2814 and encodes 859 amino acids. The record is from RefSeq and is a predicted model, not a curated record.
AGCCUGCUGGGGAGCCUGGGUGGGGCGUUCAAGGUGUGUCCGGAUUAUUGACACGCCGCCAGCUGCGAGUGCGCGCAAAAGGUGUUUAUGGACUAGGAGAAGCAGCAGGAUUGUUUCCCUCUUCUGCAUUCAACUUUCAAUCACCAUCUGGACGACUGUUUUUCCUUUUGCGUGGCGGAAGGCUGCCCUGUAGCGUCGCACCAAGUGGGCAAAGUGCACUUGCCUUAAUAAAAGAUGGCAAAUGCUAUCAUUUUCAUCGCGAGUGUGACUCUGAUCCUCGCCGGAGUUGAGUCGUGCUUUGUCCCGAGCUUGCUUUACGUCCCGGUGCCUCAAACUAUCCCGACCGGGCGCGAGAUAACGAGAGUCAAUGUCGCGGACUGUGCUAGCGUCUCUUCCAACGACCGCACGUUUGCGGUUUGGACCAACGGCUCGGUGACGGCCAUGGCUCCCGUCACUGUUCCGUCCAAAGGCCGGACUUUUUCCGUCCUGGUUCAGGACUUCAAUGGACCCCAGCUGCAAAUGGACGUCAUUCUCAUCGCCAGUCCCAUGUUGAACAGACAGCCCACUGAUGUGUUGAAACGCUCCAAAAGACGCUGGAGCCCUCCGCCCUUCCACAUCUUGGAGAACGAGCCGGGUCCAAAGGACAUUGAUCGGCUGGUGUCCGACUCUGAAGCAGCAUAUAAGGUGUUCUACACCCUUACUGGCCCUGGUUUCGACAAGCACCCUGUGAAGGUGUUCGACUUUGACAAAGAUAGUGGAAUGUUGUCGCUGCUGAAGGCGAUUGAUCGAGAGGAGUACCCGCAGUUUAUUUUGACAGCCAGAGUUUUCGACAAAGGAAGCGGAGCGGAAACAGAUUUACCUCUACCUAUCACUGUCUACGUAGAUGACGUGAACGACAACGCGCCACAGUUUCAAGGCACAAUGCAGUUUACCGUGCUCGAGCAGAGCAUAGCAGGCACAAAUCUUGGCAAGGUGAAUGCUACAGACAGAGACCAAGAAGGCACCGACCAUGUGAAGAUCCGCUAUUCCCUUUUGAACGAAUUAGACAGAUUUGCCAUCAACGCUGAGACAGGUCACAUCACAAUGCGUACUAAUGCAUUGGAUAGGGAGACCAAAGACAAGUAUAGCGUGACAGUGCAGAUUAAAGAUCGGGACGGAAAAGACACCGGUUUGAUCACGACAGGUGUGGCGACCAUCCUUGUUGGUGACAUCAACGACAACCCGCCAACCUUCACAAAGUCAUCGUUUCAAGCCACAGCGAAGGAGAAUGAAAUUGACAAACUUCUACUCCGACUCCCUGUUGAAGAUAAAGAUUUGAAAGACACACCGAACUGGAAGUCAAAAUUUGUGAUCACUAAGGGAAAUGAAAAUGGCAAUUUCCGUAUGGCUACAGACCCCAAAACAAAUGAGGGGCUUCUGUAUGUUUCCAAGCCAUUAGAUUACGAGACGACCAAAACUGUGAGGCUCGACAUCAUGGCCCGCAACGAAGCCGACCUGAUCGGCACCACGGCCCGAUGGAAUUCUGUGCCUGUGGACUUGACUGUCACCGACGACGAUGAAGGCCCAGAAUUCACGGCGCCUACCGUCCGCUUCAUCGUAAAAGAGAACACACCAAACGGCACACUCAUUGGAACUUACAAAGCCGUAGAUCCGGAAACCAAGAGCAGCGACGGCAUCAAGUAUUACAAGGUUACAGAACCUGCCGGCUGGAUCAAUGUGGAUAGGAACAAUGGAGAGCUGACGGUUGCAAACACCAUCGACAGAGAGUCUUCCUUUGUCAUGGAUGGAAUUUACAACAUCAGCAUGAAAGCCGUCGAUGCAAGUUCUAAGACUGGCACAGGGAUGGUAAUCAUCCAAGUGGAGGAUGUGAAUGACAACGUGCCAACAGUGCCCACUAGUGAAAUGGUGCUGUGUGAAAAAGAAGGAGAACUUGGCUCAGUGGUGGUUGGAGCUAAAGACUCGGACCAAUCUCCAUUUUCGGCACCCUUCACUUUUGGUCUGCCUGCUGACAAUGAUGGGAAAUGGUCUGUGACCAGAUUUAAUGACACAGCAGCUACGUUGCAGCAGCUCAAAGCACUUCCUAUGAAGGUGCACAAAGUUCCCGUGGUAAUCAAAGACCUGCAGGGCAACGGACAAACCCAGGUAGUGAAUGUAAGGAUCUGCCAGUGCAGGAAUGGCGCCUGCUUGACCAAGCCGUGGUCAGCCUCACUCGGCCCGCUGGGUUGGCUGACUUUGUUGCUGCCUCUGUUGCUGCUACUGCUGCUAGUGUUGCUGCUCGCCUUUUUCUGUAAGACAAGGGCGGAAAACAUUCAGCUGGAGGAUACAGCUGAUGGUGGUGGAAUCCUGAUCAAAUCAAACACGGAAGCACCAGGGGAAGCAGUGGAUUCAAGUCUCAUCAAGGUCCCCAUCACGAGCCCUGACAUUAGUCAGGAUUGGGGGGUAAAGAGCUCCAGCACAAUUGGACGCCAAGACGACCACAUGUACAAGGGCUUCGUUUCCACUGAAAUGAAAGACGUCUACUCAGGGCAAUACGACAGCCAGUAUGGUACUCAGCAGCUCAACUACGACGCAAACUUUCUCAGCACUUGGCAAACAAAUGGACGCUAUUUGCACCAGAAACUCGGCUAUUUCGCAGGGGAGGAGGACGGUCGAUAUGCGGACGACAUCGUCCACCAAUACGGCUAUGAGGGAGUGGGCUCGCCGGCCGGCUCGGUGGGCUGCUGCAGCGACGACGGCGACAAUGAGAACCUGGACUUCCUAAACACACUCGGACCAAAGUUCAAACCCCUCGCAGGCAUCUGCAAAAAGACAUGAACAAUGACGACGGAAAUUAAGUGUUAUGCUUUUUUUUUUUGGUGCACAGGAUGCAAUAGGGGUCAUUGGGGUGCCAGGCUCCCCCCUCUCAUGCCACCUGAAAGUGAAUGAAAGGAUCGAGAGAGUUGUGUGUUUCCCUGCUGCUUUUUCCUUAGUCCCAAGCACUGAUAACCUUCUCGACACUGUCAACUGUACAUAAUAUUUACGCUUGGUUUUGCAGGUUGCUACUAUUUUAUAUGGUAUUUUGGGUUUUACUAAUUCCAUGUGUUUAUGGUAAACUACUUCGAUUGUGCAAAGUGUAAUUUGCUAUUUUUUAAACUGUUUCCCUCAAUUUUAAGAGUUUUGAUAUUUUUCUAUUAUUAAUAAAUAUGAAUUAAGAUUAAUGUAGAGUUGCCUUAGGCUGCGUUCAGAAUUGUUUGGUACACUAGUCCAGACCAAAAAUAAAAAUAUACUUGGUGCGCACUUUGAUGAAGUUUGCUUAGCGUUUCACAUUCGUCAUAGAACAUGGACAACUUUCGUGACAGAUACUAAAACAAUCCACACACUAAACGCCGUCUGCUGAGUUAAAUACAUUGUAGCUUUUAUAUUUUGUUAUAUUUAGCAGGUUAGAUUUCCACAAAUGCAACCUGAGCGCGGGAGCAUCCUAUAUACAGUACAGGCCAAAAGUUUGGACACACCUUCUCAUUCAAAGCAUUUUCUUUAUUUGAAUGGCUAUUUACAUUGUAGAU